Molecule: messenger RNA, 2562 nt
Organism: Temnothorax curvispinosus
Lineage: Eukaryota; Metazoa; Arthropoda; Insecta; Hymenoptera; Formicidae
Product: forkhead box protein P1-like
Exons: 6
Coding region: 360-2105 (581 amino acids)
Biological process (GO): regulation of DNA-templated transcription
Cellular component (GO): nucleus
Molecular function (GO): cis-regulatory region sequence-specific DNA binding; DNA-binding transcription factor activity
Source: RefSeq, a predicted model, not a curated record
ACGGGGAGAGAGAGGAAAAAAAAAAGAAUAUAAUCGUACGGUCCAAUUUCGGUAAGCGUGGGCCGCGCGCCGAACGUGCGCGACAACGACGUGUGUCGAGAUCGGCUUAAACGUGAAUCGCGAUAUGAAUGAUAUAUGACGGAGCGCGUCUGAGGCUGGAAAAAAAACGGAGCAAGCUGACCGAAAAAGUACUCGCGCACUUCCCCCGUCUCCGACGAUGAUCUCGCGCCGAUUGAUAAUUCGAUUGAGAUAAACGAACGAGGAAUAUCGGGCUGUCUCGCGCGAAAAACCGAAAGACCGCAGCGGACGGAGGCAAGACGACCCGCCGACUCGAAAUCAGCAGCUCGAAGGCCGACAGGAUGAUCGGGCCAUCGUCGGGAGCAGCCGGCGAGGUUACUGAGAGCCAGUGCUGCGCCUCCUCCAAGCGAAAGAUCUUCGACGACCUGGACGUCGACGGGUCCAAGCGAAAGAUCUUCGACGAGCUGGACAUCGACAGCUUCUGCGACGAGGUUCGCCAGACAGGUCGCAAGCACUACCUUCAGGAACUGGAGACGCCGGUGGAACUGGUCGCUACGUCAAACGAGCUCAUCGCCAACGCGGCGGCUCUCUUCUCGCCGAUGUCAGCCCAGGAGGCGAUCGAGGAGUCGCAAGUGGCGCGUCUGGAAGUGCUGCUGGUCGAUGGCACCAACUGCACCUGGACGACCGUGUCGGAGCUGGAGCAACAGCAGAAUCUGGACGUUCUCGUGACCUCGUCCUCUUCUUCGUCGUCGUCCUCGUCGACGUCGUCCGGAUCCGCCGAGCGUCAUCCCGCGGAAACCUACGCCGUCGAGGAGUUUAAUUAUCAGCCGGCGGUGUCGGCAAAUUAUUGGGAACCGGUUGCCGCCCCCGUAAUCUCCGAGGUAAUCUCGCUCGCCAAUCUGAACGCGCAGCAAAGUAAGGGAACGACAGGUAAUAAUCAGCAGCAGCAACAGCAACAACAGCAACUGCAGCAGCAGCAACAGCAAUUCGAGGAUCAGGAGAACGGGAAUCUAUCGUGGCUGCUCGACUUCAAGCUGGACUCGUUCAUCGAAGCCGCGGACGACAGAUCCGCUAUGGGACUUGGCGCGGCAACGAAGAACAAUUAUUGUGGUGAGAAAGGCAACAAGAAUAAACCAAACGGAAGGUCGCAUGGCUCCAAUUACGUCAACGACGUCAGAAGGGGACAUGGCAGUCACGAAAAUUCAUCGGUGUAUCGACAGGACGCGAAUCAGGCGACUUAUCCCACCAACGGAAUUGACAGCCGGAAUUUCUCGUCUGCGCCGACCAACGGCCCGAAGAAGCCACCCUUCACCUACACGGAAUUGAUAGAGCACGCGCUGCGAGAAAGAGGCGAGCUCACCGUCUCCGCGAUUUAUCAGUGGAUCUCCGAGCAUUUUCCUUACUAUAAAAGCAACGAUGAUCGCUGGAAGAACUCCGUCCGGCACAAUCUCUCGAUAAAUCCGCACUUCAGGAAAGGAUCGAAAGCGCCUCACGGGGCAGGUCACCUUUGGGCGAUCGCGAAUCGUGGCGAUUGCAGACCCCGUCCAUUCGCAGUUAACGGCCCAACAAAUACUACACCGGCACGACAAGUAGCGCAAAAUGAGUGUGACGAGUCCCGGAGUAACAGAAUCAUUAGUGAAAUCAUGGACGAGGUGGAGGCUGCGACAGCGAGUAUCACGCAGCCGAAUUCAGAGGAGGACACCGACGGUAUGCUGAAUUCCGUGACGCUCGAGCAUUCUGCCGAGCAAAUACUGAACGGUAUAAGACGCGAGGUGGAAGUGCAGUAUUUAGUUCCCAUGAUGGUGACCAACGAUUCUGAGGCGAGUCAGCAGAACCAACAAGCGACACAAGCGGAACUUCAAUGCACGUUCAAGGAAAGUGAUUUCCUGAACCCGGUGUCCAAGGAGGUCGUCGCCGAGGAAUGCGGACUCGUGAGCGAGGGAUAUCUGGUGACGGAUCUGAAUCCGAACAGUCUCGGAUUAAACGUGGUCGAUCCCGAGAUCAUAGGAUCGGAAAAUCUCUUCGGCGAGGAGCUCAACUUCCAGUUUUACGAAUUAACGUCGCCAUCGCAACUGCAAUCCGCCUGACACACGGAGGGCAACAAACUACGUUUUAUUGUGAUCGACGAACUUCAGAUACAGAACGCGUGGCCGCAUGAUGAUCGCGACGUUGCCGAGACCGAGAGAAGCGUCUCGGAUCGGGAAAACUCGCAGAGAAAAUCACCUGUCGGCGAUCGGACCAACGUGGACUGCACGAUAACGAGAAGCUGAUCUUGUUAGAGAAAUUUUCACAACGACGAUCGCGGAAUGUUCGAUUAUUUAUUACGCGGCUGCUAGAAUAGCUAGAAGCUUAAUUGAGCCAGUUAAUUGAUAUGCUUAAUGAAUGGAUAACGAGUCAAGCGCGGUACAAAUAUGAGAAAAUCAUGUCUCUCAAACGCAACAUAGUUUGACGGUUUGAUAAUUGUUGUAAUCACCGAAGGACUUUUAGCAUGGCCCCAGAGUGAGAUAAGAAAUAAACAACGUAAUUACAUAUCGUCCAACGUGU